Messenger RNA from Cuscuta campestris, 1076 nucleotides. The record is from the annotation of a GenBank genome assembly. Lineage: Eukaryota; Viridiplantae; Streptophyta; Magnoliopsida; Solanales; Convolvulaceae.
UUUGCAAGCAUUAGAAAUACAUUUCCAAAUGCUAUUUGUAUCAUUAGACUUGGUUGGUCUCAUAUUUAUGAUACCUCUUCGUGUGCAAGUUGCAAAGAUGAGGGAUAUAGGAGAACUGCUAGAGAAAAGAGGAGAGAAAAACAUUGGGCUAUCAGAAUUUGUAGGAAUACCGUUGUAAACAGCUCCUUGACAGAACUGCAUAAUAGCCACCGUCGGAUGCAGUGGUUGUUGGUUGAGAUAAUCCAAGAGUUGAUCCACAUAUGAGCUCCAUAAUGUGCAAGAUAUUUUCUCACCACUAAAUGUAGAGAUCUUCACAGAUGGUCAUGGUUAUGAUAUCAUCAGAUUGCAUAAUUUCAGUUUAUUAGGUACAACUCAAGAUUUUGGUACACCAUUCUUCUGCUAAUUAGCAAUCAAUCCGAACAUCAUUCUUGAGGGAUAAGCGGGUUGGGCCAAGUUAAAAGGUUGAUUUGGGAUAUGUGGGCUGUCCCUAUGGAUUAGAGAGAUCUUCACAGAUGGUCAUGGUUAUGAUAUCAUCAGAUUGCAUAAUUUCAGUUUAUUAGGUACAACUCAAGAUUUUGGUACACCAUUCUUCUGCUAAUUAGCAAUCAAUCCGAACAUCAUUCUUGAGGCGCAGGUAUGAAAAAGAAUGCCAGCUCUUGCAGUGCCGAUGAGGCAGUAGAGGACUCAGGCCAAGUCCUUAUGCUUGACGAGAGAGACACCAUCAAUGCUAAGGACAACUGCCAUCCCCUUGGAGCGGGAAAUCCCAACCAGGAAGAAGCCCUCGUCUGGUGUGAUCAUACUCUUUUGCGCAACAUCCCUCAAGAAAGAAGCAACAUCCUUGGCAGCUGACUGGACGCCAUAGCCUCAUGAUGUAUAGUCUCACGAACUGCCCGAAUAGAUUCCUUGGCUAUGCGUUCGGCCUCCUUCGCGCGAGCAAUGUCUGUCUUGCGCUUUGCCUUCUUAAACUUUUCCGAUCGGCCGAACGCUCUCCAAACGAUUGAGACACUCCUAUUUUCAAAGCCAAUUUGGUAUAGACCUCGAAGCCAAAACUAAAAAAAUAAUAAUUAAGACAUUAU